This is a messenger RNA of Tachyglossus aculeatus (Australian echidna), 942 nucleotides long. RefSeq names its product vomeronasal type-1 receptor 90-like. Gene Ontology annotation, molecular function: pheromone receptor activity. NCBI's taxonomy places the organism in Eukaryota, Metazoa, Chordata, Mammalia, Monotremata, Tachyglossidae. The coding region runs from base 1 to 942 and encodes 313 amino acids. The transcript has a single exon. Gene Ontology annotation, cellular component: membrane. The record is from RefSeq and is a predicted model, not a curated record. Gene Ontology annotation, biological process: G protein-coupled receptor signaling pathway.
AUGAGCAUUGAUGUGGCUCAGGAAGUCUGUUUCCUCUCCCAGUCUGGAGUCGGUAUCAUGGGGAACUCCCUUCUCAACAUGUUUUACCUCUCCUCGUUCCUCCUGGGUUCCAAACCAAAGCCCACAGACCUGGUCAUCAUUCACCUAGCUCUGGUCCACACCGUGAUGCUUCUUACAAGAUGGAUCACUAGAACAGCAGGAAUACUGGGGCUGCGGCUUGUACAGACCAAUGCUGAGUGUAAGCUGUUUACCUAUGUCUACCGUGUCACCCGGGGCCUCUCCAUCUGUACCACUUCCCUACUGAGCAUGGUCCAAGCCAUCACCAUCAGUCCUAUCACCUCCUACUUCUUCCAGUUCAAAGUUCAGAUCCCAAACCUCAUCCUCCCAGUCUUAGCCAUCUUGUGGAUUCCAAACAUGCUGAUAAGCACCAACCUUUUGUACCAAGUGGUCGCUUCACAUAAUGCAACUACCAUAGAGUGCAAUUGUUACAUCGUUCCCAUAAACACUCUCCUCCAGGGGCUGAUUCUCACCCUCAUGGCUCUCCGUGACAUCCUCUCUCUGGGGCUAAUGAGCUGCUCUAGUGGCUACAUGGUACUUCUCCUGCAUCAACAUAGACACCAAGUCAAGCAUCUCCAUAGUACCAGGCAAACCCCUGAAACAUCACCAGAGAGACGAGCCACCGAGACUAUUGUGCUGCUUGUGAGCUUCUUUGUAGUCUUCUACUGUGGAAACUUUGUCCUUUCCCUGUUUCUAGCUACAUCCAUGAAGAAUAAUGUCAUCCUCUUGAAUACUAACAUGUUUGUGGUCAGUGGAUAUGCCACUGUCAGCCCCCUUGUCUUGCUCACCUGUGACACAAAAGUCAUCAAGUUCCUGGGUGAUUUUCUGAGGAAUAAGACCUGGAGGUCGUCUCAGACCGUACAUCUUUCUGCAAACCCUCUUUGA